Messenger RNA from Brassicogethes aeneus, 1496 nucleotides. The record is from the annotation of a GenBank genome assembly. Lineage: Eukaryota; Metazoa; Arthropoda; Insecta; Coleoptera; Nitidulidae.
AGGAAAGUUUCUAUACUAUUGGCUACCACCGUAUAUGAUACGAAGAUAACAAUAAUGUAUACUUUUAUAACAAGUGCUUAAGUGAACAUAUUAAUAUCGCAGUGCAUACAAAUUGAUGUAUGUGGUUUAAUUAAGAACAACUUUUGUGGUUUUCAAUAUAUUUAUAUAUAUAUAUUUGUGUUGUAAGAUGGCUGAAAUUAUACCGGGUGUUGAAGAAGUAGUGAGUUUUGCAGUAGAUGUGUACGAAAAAGAGUUUGGUGAAGCACCUGAUGUUCAAGUGUUCGCUCCAGGAAGAGUUAAUCUGAUUGGAGAACAUACCGAUUAUAAUGAGGGGUUUGUAAUGCCCAUGGCACUUCCCCUGGUCACAGUUAUUGUUGGAAAAGUAAUUGAAGGUGAACAAACCACGAUCGUAACAACAAAUAAACAUGCUGAUUUGCCACAUAGGACUACUAUCGAGAUGCCAAAUAAAAAUUCACUUGUCAGGAUAAUUCCCAGGGGAAUGCCCAAAUGGGCAAAUUAUGUGAAAGGUGUGAUUGCAAACUAUUUGGGAAGCUUACCCCCAGCAUUUAGAGCUGUUAUACAUACCAGUGUCCCGACAGGGGGCGGAUUGUCAAGUAGUGCUGCCCUGGAAGUUGCAACUUACACAUUUUUGGACGCUAUUACAGAACCAAAUACAAUAAUGCCUACCGAUAAAGCUUUAGCAUGCCAAAAAGCUGAGCAUGAUUAUGCUGGCAUGCCAUGCGGAAUCAUGGAUCAAUUUAUCUCAGCUUUGGGAAAAAAGGAUAAUGCCCUAUUAAUAGAUUGCAGAAAUCUGACUUCAACAUUGGUACCUCUAUCCGAACCGGAAAUGGUCAUUCUGGUGACGAAUUCGAACGUGAAACACGAACUAACCGGAAGUGAAUACCCCACAAGAAGAAAGCAAUGUCAGGAGGCCGCCCUGCUGAUAAAAAAAAUUAGCUUGAGGGAUGCCAACCUGAAGGACAUUGAGUACCUAACUUCCAUAAACACUGAUAACGACAUAGUCAAACGAGCCAGACACGUUGUAACGGAAAUUCAGAGGACAAUGGACGGAGCUGAGGCUUUAAACGAAAGAAAUUAUCGCAAAUUUGGCAGACUCAUGGUGGAAAGUCAUAACUCUCUGAGAGAUGAUUUUGACGUUUCAUGUCCGGAAGUUGAUCAGUUAGUUGAGUUGGCCAUGCAAGUGGAGGGGGUGUUGGGCAGCCGUAUGACAGGAGGGGGCUUCGGGGGGUGUACAGUGACAUUGGUUCAAAAAUACGCAGUCAAAAAUGUAAUAGACAACAUCAAAAAUAACUAUCAAGGAAAAGCAACAUUUUAUGUUUGCCAAGCUAGUGACGGGGCAAAAAUAUUAAAAAAUCCCUAAAAACAGAUGAUAAUAAUAUUAUAUAUAUUUUUUAUGAUAUAAAAUUAAAAACUAUAAUAUACGUACAAAAUUGUAUAGUCAAUAUAAUUUUUAUUUACCUAAGAAAUGUAAGAAU